AUGAUGUCCCGGAAGCUGUUCGACGAGAGCCGUGCUCUGCAGUUAGAUGGCGAAAAUUCGUCCUUCCAAAUCAGCAACUACGGCUACGGCAAGGACAGCGUGAAAGUGUUGCAUGUCGUCCGCAACGGUUUGGUGCACUCAAUAAAGGAGUUUGAAGUGGGCACCAAGCUUAAGCUGCGCAGCCAGAAGGAUUAUCUUGAAGGUGACAACAGCGACAUUGUGGCAACGGAUUCGCAGAAAAACACCGUCUAUCUGUUGGCCCGCAAGCACGGCCUCAAGUCGCCGGAGGAGUUUGGCGUGCUGCUGUGUCAUCACUUUCUGAGCAAGUAUCCGCACGUUGAUGAAGUGUCGAUCCACAUCGACGAGUAUCCCUGGUCGCGGAUGGGCUUCGGUACGGGGCCGUACACAGACUUGCACAACCACGCUUUCGUCUUCACACCAACCGCCAUUCGGUACACGGACGUUACGCAGAAGAGAACGGAAACCAAACCCACCAUCGUCAGUGGGCUGACGGACUUGCGAGUGCUCAAAACGACGCAAUCGGCCUUUGUAAACUUCGUCAACGACGAGUAUCGCUCGCUGCCGGAUCAACAUGAUAGAAUCUUCAGCACGGUUGUCCGCUCGUCCUGGCAGUACUCAACGGUUACCGGCGUGGACUUUGACUACUGUUGGAACAAGGUGAAGCAGUGCAUCCUGAACAACUUUGCCGGGGAAACCGAAAAGGGCAUCUUCUCGCCCAGCGUCCAGCACACGCUGUACCUGGCCGAGAAGCAAGUGCUCGAAACGAUCCCCGAAAUCUCGUCGAUCGACAUGACGAUGCCCAACAAACACUACUUUACGUUCGACUUCAGCAAGUUUCCCAAAGUGGUCAAGGAAACCGAGCUGGGCGAGGAAACGGUCUACACACCGGUCGACAAACCGGCCGGUAUUAUUUACGCGCAGCUCGAUCGGAAAUCGGAUCAGCACGUGAAAAGUAAACUCUAGGGCCGGCCCACACCGGGGCGGUCCGCCGCACGGCAUGGGUUAAGUAAACGUAGCUUAAGUGCUUAUGAUGGUCGGUUGUUUACUCUACGAUCUACUUCUAUCGUAGAAGAUACUGUUACGGCACUG
Molecule: messenger RNA, 1110 nt
Organism: Anopheles cruzii
Lineage: Eukaryota; Metazoa; Arthropoda; Insecta; Diptera; Culicidae
Gene: Uro
Product: uricase
Exons: 3
Coding region: 1-984 (327 amino acids)
Biological process (GO): urate catabolic process; purine nucleobase catabolic process
Cellular component (GO): peroxisome
Molecular function (GO): urate oxidase activity
Source: RefSeq, a predicted model, not a curated record